Camellia sinensis is the source of this 1020-nucleotide messenger RNA. Its product is annotated as Nucleic acid-binding, OB-fold-like protein. The record is from RefSeq and is a predicted model, not a curated record. Gene Ontology annotation, molecular function: tRNA binding. NCBI's taxonomy places the organism in Eukaryota, Viridiplantae, Streptophyta, Magnoliopsida, Ericales, Theaceae.
UUUAAAAAAUCUAGUCCCAAUCGAAACCAGUGAAUGGAUAACCGGGACGCCAAAAGGAGUAGUAGGCGGCGGCGGCGGUAGCGAUAGAGUGACGAUGCCGAUGGUGGGCGUUAACGUUCUUAAAGGCGGCAGCUUUCUCUUCUUCCGAAGUUACGGCGGCGGUGGUCGCCGCCCACUGCUAAACAACGGGGUUGGUAGCUGGAAAAUCGGUGGUCGCCCUCUUUCACUAUCUCUUCCUUUUCCCAAUUCCCUUCCCAAAAUUAAUAACAGAAGAUUUUUCUGCACCACAUUUCAGAAUGGUGUAGAUUCUUCUUCUUCGUCAUCUCUCUCAGAAACACCAUCAUCUUCUCCCUCUUCAUCCACAGUGGUUGGUGAUGGUGGUGGUGAUGAAGAGAAAGAUGAGAUAAAGAAUGCAGCCAACACGCUCGACAUAAGGGUUGGGCGAAUCGUAAGAGCUUGGCGACAUGAGGAAGCCGAUUCCCUCUAUGUUGAAGAGGUCGAUAUCGGCGAGCCCCAACCCAGAAUCAUUUGCAGUGGCCUUGUCAAGUAUAUUCCUCUUGAUCUUCUUCAGGACAAGAAGGUAGUUGUCUUUGCUAAUCUGAAGCCAAGGAAUAUGCGUGGCAUCAAAUCAUUUGGGAUGCUUAUGGCUGCUUCUGAUGCAUCACAUGAGAAUGUUGAACUUCUUGUGCCUCCCGAGGGUUCACUACCUGGUGACAGGAUAUGGUUUGGCUGUGCGGAUGAAAAAGAGAACCUGCCUGAUGCUGCCUCACCAAACCAGAUUCAGAAGAAAAAGAUCUGGGAAUUAGUGCAGCCUCACCUGAAGACUGAUGCUUCUUGUGUUGCUGCACUUGGAGGGCAGCAUUUCAUGCGAACAUCAGCAGGUCUGGUGGUAUGCACAUCUCUACAAAAUGCAAACGUAUCGUGAUAUCAAACUGGGAAAUUCAUCAAAUAUGACUUUUGAACCUAUUCAUCCAACACAUCUUAAGUUUUUUUUUUUUUUUUUUUUUUUUUUUUUUGAGC